UUUUUAAUGUCGGCGGAAGUGACCUCUCUUGCAGUCUUUUCUCUUCAGCCUCUAUUUGGCUUCUAACGUGUGUUACCGUUACCCUAAUAAACACUAAAGAUGUCCGGAGGAAUUGAAGUACUCAGCCUCAAAGAAGAGGAUAUGCUGAAAUUUUUAGCAGCUGGUGUUCAUCUUGGUUCUACUAAUGUGGACUUCCAAAUGUUGCAGUAUGUUUUCAAAAGAAAGCCUGAUGGAAUCUACAUCAUCAAUCUGAAGAAGACCUGGGAGAAACUCUUGCUUGCUGCUCGGGCUAUUGCAGCUAUUGAAAAUCCAGCUGAUAUUUGUGUCAUUUCUGCUCGCCCCUAUGGCCAGAGAGCAGUACUUAAAUUUGCCUCCUCUACUGGAUCUACCCCAAUUGCUGGGCGUUUUACACCUGGUACAUUUACCAAUCAGAUUCAGGCUGCUUUCCGUGAGCCUCGCUUGUUGGUCGUGACAGACCCACGUAUUGACCACCAACCUGUAACUGAAGCUUCUUAUGUCAACAUCCCUGUCAUUGCUUUUACCAACACUGAUUCUCCACUAUUACAUGUUGACAUUGCCAUCCCAUGUAACAACAAGGGUCCUCAAUCUAUUGGUUUGAUGUGGUGGCUUUUGGCCCGUGAAGUUCUUCGUCUGCGUGGGACCAUUUCACGUGAUCACCCAUGGGAGAUCAUGCCUGAUCUCUUCUUCUACCGUGAUCCAGAAGAGGUUGAAAAGGAAGAAAAAGAAGCUGCAGAAAGGGCUAAAGAAGAUAUCCCAGUUCCUGCCCCUGACUGGAAUCCUGAAGCUGGUAUUGUUGGUGCUCAAGAUGUAGGGGACUGGGCUUCUGAGGCCAUCAGUGUCCCCAACGUGCCACUGACCACAGCUACAUUCCCACCUGCUACUGAGGACAGCUGGGGUGUUCCUAAGAUGGAGGACUGGGCUGCUGAGCCUGCUGCUGCAGUGGCUACUGAAACCACCAACUGGGGUGGCACUGCUGAUGAAAGCUGGAGCUAAACAUGUUCUCUGUUAUGUUUCAUGUGAAACAAAAUGUCAAAAUUAUUUUAGCAUUUGAUGCAAGUUCAUGGUACAAAUUAAAUAUUGUCAAAUUAG
This is a messenger RNA of Biomphalaria glabrata, 1110 nucleotides long. Its product is annotated as 40S ribosomal protein SA-like. Gene Ontology annotation, biological process: cytoplasmic translation; ribosomal small subunit assembly. The transcript is spliced from 6 exons. Gene Ontology annotation, cellular component: cytosolic small ribosomal subunit; ribosome; 90S preribosome. The record is from RefSeq and is a predicted model, not a curated record. The coding region runs from base 100 to 1014 and encodes 304 amino acids. Lineage: Eukaryota; Metazoa; Mollusca; Gastropoda; Planorbidae. Gene Ontology annotation, molecular function: structural constituent of ribosome.